CUAAGUCUCAUAUACACAAUGAUUGAUCCCACCUUCAGCCCCUCGCCAGUAUAUCAAUUUCUCUCUCUCUCUCUCUCUCUCUCUCUCUCUCUCUCUCUCUCUCUCAGUCUCUCAAGCACCCACACUGGUCCCUUCACCCAAUACACCCCCCCAGCCUCUCUCUCUCUUUCUCUCACUCAUCCACACCGGUCCCCCACCCACCCAGUCUCUCUGUAUCUUUCUUCCUCACACGCGCACACGCCCCUCUGCAGCACUCAGCUCUCCUCCUCAGCUAUGGCUACCCCGGACGCCCCCGGCGAGCCCCUGGUGGUCCGCCUCGGCCUCAUCAAUGCCGAGAACAAGUACCUGACCGCGGAGAGCUUCGGCUUCAGCAUCAACGCGUCCGCCGCCUCCAUGAAGAAGAAGCAGGUGUGGACCCUGGAGCACGCGGGCGACGCGGACUCCAUCAGCGUGCUGCUCCGGAGUCACCUGGGCCGGUACCUGGCGUGCGAUAAGGACGGCGUGGUGACGGCCGACCGCGAGCGACCCGAGGCAGACUGCCGGUUUGCGGUGAUCGCGAACGACGACGGCCGCUGGGCGCUGCGCUCCGAGGCGCACUCGCGCUACCUGGGCGGCGCCGAGGACCGCGUGGCGUGCGUGGCCAACCCCGGGACCAUGUGGAGCGUGCACCUGGCCGUGCACCCGCAGGUCAACAUCUACAGCGUCGCGCGCAAACGGUACGCGGGAGUGCGGGGAGGCCAGCUGGCCGCGGACCGCGACGCGCCGUGGGGCGUGGACGCACUGCUCACGCUGGUCUACGCCGAGCGCCGCUACCACCUGCAGACGCACGACGGGCGCUUCUUGGGCGCGAGCGGGCAGCUGGUGGCCGGACCGCCCGUCGCCGCCGCCACGGGCUUCACGCUGGAGUUCCGCGCGGGCGCCGUCACCUUCCGGGACUCCACCGGGGCAAACCUCGCGCCCUCGGGACCCACAGGGGCGCUGAAGGCGGGCAAGAGCGCGCGCUCCGGAAAGGACGAGCUGUUCGUGAUGGAGCGGAGCCGCGCGCAGGUGGUGCUCACCGCCAGCAACGGCAGAAACGUGUCCAUGCGCCAAGGGGUAGAUCUGUCGGCCAAUCAGGAAGAAGAGUCGAAUCAGGAGGUGUUUCAGAUGGAGAUGGAGAAGGAGAAAAAGCGCUGCUCCUUUAGGUGCUACAGCAGCAAGUACUGGAGCCUUACCCCCAGCGGAGCCAUCCAGUGCACUGCGUCUUCCAAAUCGGCCAGCUGCUUCUUCGACUUGGAGUGGAAAGACUCAAAGGUUACUCUCAAGGCCAGUAACGGCAAGUACCUGACAGCCAAGAAGAACGGUCAGCUGACCGCCUCUGUGGACUCUGCAGGUGACCAGGAGCUUUUUGUCCUGAAGCUCAUUAACAGGCCGUUAAUCGUGUUGCUUGGGGAGCAUGGCUUCAUCGGCUGCCGCAAGCAAGGCACAGGAACUCUGGACUGCAACCGCUCCUCCUACGACGUCUUCCAGUUAGAGUAUAACGACAACACCUACAGUCUGAAAGACUCGACAGGAAAGUACUGGACAGCGGAGGCGGACGGUACCAUUGUGAGCAGCAGUGCCACUCCAGUCUACUUCCACUUUGAGUUCUGCGACUACAACAAAGUGGCCAUUAAGACCCAAGAGGGCCUUUAUCUGAAGGGAGACCAUGCUGGGGUUCUCAAGGCCAAAGCACAAGGCAUCGAAAAUGCCUCUCUGUGGGAAUAUUGAAACGCAUACAAGGAAUCUCAAUUUAAUCAUACACAUACUUGCACACUUAACUAUAAGAAACGCUUACAUACCUUUCAGUAUAUCAUUAUAUGUGAACCAGUUUAGAACACAAGACACUGACACUAAAAUACAAGCACACAACAGCAACAUACUGCACAAUGUGAAUACAAAGCUCAAGCUGAGAAAAGAGCUUAGAAAUGUUUUGAUAUCAUCGCUUAAAAAGCACAAAAAUGACUAAAUGAAAGUAAUAAGCUCCUUAUACAACUACAUGCUGAAAAAGAAAGGCCUGUAUUUAUGUAUGUAUAUUCUGUACAUAGUUCAGUCAGUUAUUGAGUCUAAAAACUGAUUAUAGAGCUGUAAUUGUUUCUUUGCAUACAUUGUACCCUGUUCUUAAUUGAUCAUGUAUUAUUUGUGGUGGGUCUUUCUCAACACUGCCAGUGAGACUGUCAUAGUGGUGGUGUGUUGUUAGUAAGUGUUGUGUUGCUAUGAGUGGUAGAUCAGACACAGCAGUGCUGCUGGAGUUUUUAAACCCCUCAGUGUCACCGUGCGACAGACACUAAUCCACCAAGCAGAAAAACCAAGCCAACAGUGUUCUGUGGGCAGCAUCCAGUGACCAAUGAUGAAGAAUUACAGGAUGGCCAGACCUGUGCUGCCACAGAGGGUCUUCUGUCACUUUACAUCCAUAAGGUGGAGCAACUAGAUAUUAGGAGCAACCUAAUAGGGUUGUCACGAUACCAGAAUUUUGACUUAAUACUGAUACCAACCGUAGUAUCAUUAUUCUUGAUACCAAAACAAUACUUGGAAGAAGAAUAAAAUAACAAUAAAUGCUGAGCCUCUGCUCGUGUUUUAUCCUUUACUCUGGAGAGAUUUGUAACACCACUUGUAAACUGGGUUUGUGGUGUUGGUUCAUUUGUGAUUUAAGCAAAUCAUGCCCACACUUUACUCCUUGUCCCUGUUUUGACCACAAGUAGCGGAUGCAAGAGAACGUAUUUUAUCCCAGCCAUUGCCAUUCUACGAGCGCUGCUCUCGCGCUGCUGGUUUGCUUGUGUCGCUCAACUGAAUCAAAUUAGUAAAAGCGAAUUGAUUCAUUUGAUCAGAAUAGUAGGUUUACCUUAAUCCUGCCACACCAGCUGCGGUGUGAAUCAGUUUUCAUAUGAAGUAAAUCAAAUCACGCUAAUUCAAGUCCUUUGAAGCCUGUAACUGGGCUUUAUAGCUACAAUAUUUAAAGCAUUGAACGCUAAAGAACCGAAUCCUUUGUGACGACGUAGUAUUAAAAAAGCAUCGAGCGUUCGCUGCAUCGUGCAACUCUAGUGCCUAAUAGAGUGGAGGACAGUAAUUUAACAAAAUGUUUAAAAACUCCAGCAGCACUGCUGUGUCUGAUUCACUUACACCAGCACAACACACACUACUAACACAGUGCUGGGAAUGAUCCUCCACCCAAACAAUACCUGAUGAAAAGAGGGUAAUAAAGCAUGUAGAGAAAUAGAUGGACUACAGUCUGCAAUUAUAGACAUGCAAAGGUGAAAAGGAGUGUAGAAACCAGGAUAUUUUGACUGGACUGUAUAUACAUAUAUAUAUAUACAUACACAGGCCCCAGGUCAACAUAUUGACAUAGGAAAUAUUGUUUUCAUUCUCAAAUCUCAGUCUCACUGCCAUCUCUCUAAUUUUCAUGUGAUAAACACUUCUUAUAUCUUGUCAUUUGUCUGCCUUUAAACUGGAAAAAUGCUUUAAGGAAUAUUGGAUUAUCCCAUUUGCUGCUUGCUGACAUGCAGACGGUCUGUCUGCGGCGAGAUUACAGUUGCCUGAGAUUAAAAGUAGUGUAAUUCUUGUAGAUUAAAGUAAACUCUCCGAGCUGUCCUCUAAAAGGGCUCUGAGCCAUCUGACCUAAAUGUAUUCUGCCUGUACAUCUCUAUAUGUACGCCUGGUGCUAAAUGAAUAAUGUGCUUUUCUAUUCUUAAAAAUGAGCGCAAGGUAAUAUAACUUGAUAUAACUGGCUAAAUUGUUUAGCAAUUCUGACAUCAUAAUGCCAUUAUGAUGUCACGAUGGUUAACAUGGGGUUACUGGGUAUAUUUCUGGCAAUUGUGACAUCAUAAUGGUAUUUUGAUGACAUGGAAUGACUGACUACCUUUUUCAGUAAUUGUUAUGUUAUAAUGCCAUUAUGAUGUCAUUAGUUUUGACAUGGAAAGACUGGCGACCUUUUUUGACAGUUGUGACGUCAUAGUGCAAUUGUGACAUUAUGAUGUUUAAACUGGAAUUUACUGGCUACCAUUUUUGGCAGUUGUAACAUAAUGAUCCAUGAGAUUUAACAUGUGUUUUGCGACAGUUAUGAUGCCAUCAUGAUGUUUAACAUGGAAUGACUGGCAUGACGUUUAAUUUAGGGUUACUAAAUACAUUUUUUGUAAAUUGUGAUGUCAUGAUGUUUAACAUUGGACUGGCUCCUGUUUUUGGUAAUUGUGAUGUCAUAAUUCCAUUAUAAUGUCAUGCUGUUUAACACUGGUUUUUCAGCAGGUAAGACACCAUAAUGCAAUUGUGAUGUCAUAAUGUUUAACAUGGGAUGACAGAAUGGCAUUAUGAAGCCAUGAUGUUUAUUAACAUGGGGAACUGGCUCUUUUUUGGUUGUUGUGACAUUAUAAUGCCAUUAUGAUAUAACAACAACCAAAAAAAGAGCCAGUGAUGUCAUGAUGUUCCAUGCUAAUGCUAAUCUUACUAAGGAAGACAUACAUAUGUAUAUAUGUAUGCAACAAUUGCCAACUGCUUUGAGGUGUGUAAUCAAGGUAUGUGAGUAAUAGUCUCAUUGUGACAUCAUAAUUGGAAAGCUGAUCAUUUACGUAUGCUAAAAAGGCCUGCUGUAGGCUUCUUUCAGCUUGCCCUUCAUAAGAUAACGCCUGUCCUGAACCAAAAACAUUUUUAGUGUGAACGGCUGCUAGUGUAAUGAGGUCAUGUUUUAAAUAGCAGUGCAGCAGUGCAGAAGGUUCUAGAUGAACAUCGCUAUUCACCUGACAUACACGCACACACACACACACACACACACAC
Astyanax mexicanus (Mexican tetra) is the source of this 4782-nucleotide messenger RNA. It is a transcript of the gene fscn1b, whose product is annotated as fascin actin-bundling protein 1b. Bases 19 to 1749 code for a protein of 576 amino acids. The transcript has 5 exons. NCBI's taxonomy places the organism in Eukaryota, Metazoa, Chordata, Actinopteri, Characiformes, Acestrorhamphidae. Gene Ontology annotation, biological process: establishment or maintenance of cell polarity; cell migration; actin filament bundle assembly. Gene Ontology annotation, cellular component: lamellipodium; actin cytoskeleton; growth cone. Gene Ontology annotation, molecular function: actin filament binding; protein-macromolecule adaptor activity. The record is from RefSeq and is a predicted model, not a curated record.